CCUAGAAUGACUAGAGAAUCCAGCCGUGCGUCGAGCAGCUCUGCUGAUCGUCGGGCGCGGGGGGCAGGAGCGCGGGGCGCCUCCCCAUCGGCGCCGUCGCCCGACUCGCCAAGCCGCCCCCUCCUCCCGCCGCUCAAGCACCACACGGCCCAGCACAUCGAGCACUAUGGCGCCGUGGACGACGACGCAGGCGAGAGCAGGAUCACGGUACAUGAUGCCGUGUUCGGCGACCUCGAGGACGGGGGGCCGGACUAUAGAGGGGUCACGCCCGCCGGCGCAUUCGUCCUCAUGGCCAAGGCGAACUUCGGCCUCGGCGUGCUCGCUAUCCCGUCGGUGUUUGACAAGCUCGGCCUGCUGCCUGGCAUCGCGGCGAUCGUCGGCAUCCAGGCCAUGUAUACCUGGUCUGCGUCGUUCAUCGGGCCGUUCAAGAUCGCGCAUCCGGAGGUGUACAGCCUCGGGGACGCGGCGUACGUGUUUGCCGGGAAGCGGGGCAAGGAGUUUUUCGGACUCAUGUUUAUUGUCUUCUUCGUGUUCUGCGCCGCGGCCGCGCUCGUCGGCGUCUCAGUCGGUCUGAACGCCGUGACCUCCCACGGGGCCUGCACCGCGCUCUUCGUCGCCCUCGCCGCGGUGGUAGGCUGGGCGCUCAGCUCGAUCCGCACGCUCUCCGACGUGUCGUGGGUCGGGUGGGCAGGGCUCGUGUCCAUCCUCUCGGCGGUCAUCACGCUCACUGUCGCCGUCGCGACGCAGGACCGGCCCGCGUCUGCGCCGCCCCAUGGAGCGUGGGACAAGAACUUUAAGCUGGUCGGACACCCCUCUUUCGUCGAGACUAUGGGCGCGCUCAACGUGAUUCUGUUCUCGUCGGCCAGCUCGCCGAUCUACUACGGCAUCGUGUCGGAGAUGAAAGACCCGCACAAGUUCACCAAGCCCGUGCUAUCGACCUACGCCUUUCUGACAUCCUUCUAUGUCGUGGUCGGGAGCGUGGUCUACUUCUUCUGCGGGCAGUACGUCGCGUCCCCGGCGCUGGGGAGCGCAGGGCUCUUCCUGAAAAAGGUGUGCUAUGGGCUGGCCCUCCCCGGGCUGUGUGCCAGUCUCACCAUCUUCAACCACGUCUCCGCCAAGGUCAUCUUCGUCCGCCUGCUCAGCGGCACGCGCCACCUAGCAGCCAACACCACGCGACACUGGGCCACCUGGCUAGGCUGCACGUUUGGCGCCAUGCUCGCAGCGUACCUCAUCGCGUCCGCGAUCCCAAUCUUCAGCAGCCUCAUCGAGCUGAGCGGCGCCAUCUUCUGCCCCAUCACGGCCAUAGCGCCCAUGAUCCUGGGGUGGAACCACGAUCAUAUCUGGGCAAAACGGGACACUGCCCUGUCCCGCCGCGAGCGCGCCACGGCCGCCAUCAACACCCUCAUCCUCGUGCUCUGCGUCUUUCUGACAGUCGCGGGCGUGUAUGCUGCCGUUGUUGACCUGUUCCGCGAGACCAAGUUCACCCGCCCGUGGUCGUGCGAGAACAACUCCGGGCCGGUGGCGUAGGCUACGCGGCGCGUCGGGUUCUUGGCGCGAUCGGGAUCUUGGCGGAGUUGGUGGGGCAGUAGACGCCCCGCCCCCCGUGUACUUAUGCUGAAGACGCCAGUAUGUAGCAUCUGCACCCUCGAGUGCAUCCAACCACAUGUAUGAACUUUGUCUUGU
Vanrija pseudolonga is the source of this 1683-nucleotide messenger RNA. Its product is annotated as N amino acid transport system protein. Bases 7 to 1527 code for a protein of 506 amino acids. Gene Ontology annotation, molecular function: L-amino acid transmembrane transporter activity. Gene Ontology annotation, biological process: amino acid transmembrane transport. The transcript is spliced from 5 exons. The record is from RefSeq and is a predicted model, not a curated record. Lineage: Eukaryota; Fungi; Basidiomycota; Tremellomycetes; Trichosporonales; Trichosporonaceae.